ACCUUGGAUCAGCUGGCUCCUGGCUGCCAGUUACACGAUAAUGUGGUUCUAACAGGCUAACGAAAGUUUGAAGACGGAAGAGCUGUGAUUUUGUUACAUCCUUGAUAAAUCCAAGGCUCAUUAUACGAAUAUGGGUUGCUGUAAGUGGUGUUGUGUGUUGUUGGUGGUGACCUUCCUUGUUGUAGCAGGCAGCAUGGGGCUCUUCACUGCCUUCUUCCCCUACCCAAGUCAUGCUUCUUGUCAUGUUGAUUGGAUAUUUGGCAAGGAAUGCUACAUUGUGAAGGACCGUCUUAUCCAGCAAAUGAAACUUUGGAGCAGUGAUCAAUGUUCUGCAAAGCAGCAUUGUAAUUAUAAGUACGUUGUGGAGGGAAACACUAUUCAAGGUAAUCACACCACGCCUGUUAUGUCAUAUGUGGACAAGCUGAACUUCACUCUUACUGAUGCCAGUGAUGGAACCUGCUUAGUCAAGGCAUACAGUGAAUCAACUGCAUCAUAUGCAGUAAUAGACUUUGGAGUUAACUACUGCAACCUACGGAAUCUAGUAGUUGGGUCAAAGCUCAAUGAAAAUGAUCCAAAAUAUCAAGAGAAUUCAACUAAUUCUCAGUGCACAAUGUAUUCUAUUGCACACUGCAAUAUAUACACAUAAGGAAAGGCACAUAUUCUAGUUAAGGAUUACUUUGACUUGUAAUGGCUGGAAGGUUAUGAAUUGGAUCGUCUCUUCAUUCACUGACUUCCGUGAGCAUCCAUAGCUUCCCAGCAUCCUAAGUUGUGAUGGUUUAAAUUCAGUUUUAUGAAGUAAGUUUCAUUCCACAAAACUAAUCUUUUCUGUGUGUAUUAUAAUAGGGUGAGGCUAUUUACCUAGCAGCUUGAUAAGUUGAUGCUGUGUAGAUAUUUACUAAGCAUUGCGGUAAAUGAGUUAGUGGUAUGUAGUUAUUAAUCAAGCAGCUUGAUAAGAAAGGUGAUGCUAUGUAGCUAUUUACUAACCAGUUCUGGAUAUAGGUCAAUGUUGUGUGUUAUUACAUGCACAAGCACUCUCAAACACAUACAUGGGUGUGAAAAAGCAUACACAUGCAUGUUGUGCACACAUACACAAAGCAAGGCAGCUUGAGCAAACAUCAUUUGAUGAUUAUUUUCCAAACGUACCAAGAGUAUUCAGGCAGGAUUGAGCAGGGAUGAGUCCCUAAUUUAAGUGAAGUUUUAUUAUAAACAAAAAUGUAAUUGGGAGACUGUAAAUAGCAUGCACGUAUUCACACACACACACACCGACCACAGAAGUGAGAGGACGUGGACAGACGAAGCAGAGAACAACAAUAUUUGUCAGUCAGAAGGGCCCGAGCAACAGCUAAGUUAUUUGAGUCAUGUCUCCUAGGAGUUUAGAAAUUGAGAGGAAUAUGAGAGAGUGAGAAGCAAUAAGUAUAAUGGGGAGAGAAGGAGAGGAAGGAGGCUGGAUGAAAGGUAAACAAAGAUUCAAGAUGGUGGAGUCUCCUAAUCGACGGGGAGAGGACUCAUGGGAGAGUUUCGAGGGCUUCAUGCCAAAAUCAACAAUGGAACCGGUACAGUGGAAAAGGAUAAACAAAGUGGAGCAGGACUGUGACAAAAUAGUGAUGGAAAUGAGGAAGUUAAGAGCGGAGUUUGGGGAAGUGAUUCAGGCACUGACCGAAGUGGAAAAAGAGAGAUGAUGAGGCAAGGAGAAGAGACGAGGAGAUAAAGAAAAUGAUAGAGAACUUGAGAGAAGAAAUAAUUAAAUUGACUAAGGAUCAGUUGGAAAGCCAAAAAGAAAUAGUGCAACUGAAGAUGGAAAAAUUAAAAAAAGACCAUGAGAUACAAAUUUUGAAAACGGAAAGAGAGAUUAAUGUGAUGGGGACAAACGAAGACAUGGAGAAGAAGAUGGAAGAAAUGUUAAAAAGAAAGGUAGCAAAGAAGAUAGGAAAUGAUCAGCAGAGUGCGGGUGUAAAGGUAGAGGAAAAGAUUAAGGAUGUGGUCAGUGAUGAAUUGAAGGAGUGGAGAAGUGAAAAAGACAAGGAAAAAACGAGCUUUAGGGAAAUCCUG
Molecule: messenger RNA, 2049 nt
Organism: Eriocheir sinensis (Chinese mitten crab)
Lineage: Eukaryota; Metazoa; Arthropoda; Malacostraca; Decapoda; Varunidae
Exons: 6
Coding region: 131-646 (171 amino acids)
Source: RefSeq, a predicted model, not a curated record